Drepanopeziza brunnea f. sp. 'multigermtubi' MB_m1 is the source of this 1437-nucleotide messenger RNA. RefSeq lists its product as uncharacterized. Gene Ontology annotation, molecular function: 3-deoxy-7-phosphoheptulonate synthase activity. The record is from RefSeq and is a predicted model, not a curated record. Lineage: Eukaryota; Fungi; Ascomycota; Leotiomycetes; Helotiales; Drepanopezizaceae. Gene Ontology annotation, biological process: aromatic amino acid biosynthetic process.
AUGGCUUCCGUCAAUGGCACUACCAAGUCCGCUGACUUGGACUCCGCGCCAGCGUGGUCUCCAAGCUCUUGGACCUCGAAACCAAUCAAGCAAGAAGCCGUCUAUGAAGACAUGAAGAACGUAGAGAAGUCACUUGCAAAGCUGGAGCGUCUCCCGCCCAUUGUCACUCCCACAGAAAUAGAGAAACUCAAGGCAAGUCUUCGCGAUGUCGCUCUAGGUAAGGCCUUCCUCCUCCAAGGUGGAGACUGUGCAGAGCUCUUCGACUACUGCGAGGAGAAUGCCAUUGAGUCGAAGAUCAAGCUGCUGCUGCAGAUGAGCUUGGUCUUGAUUUGGGGAUCUAAUAAGCCGGUCGUCCGCAUUGCUCGUAUGGCUGGGCAGUAUGCAAAGCCUCGAUCCAGUCCUACUGAGCUUGUCAACGGCGUCGAGACUCCUUCAUUCAGAGGAGAUAUCUUGAAUGGCUUCGCUCUAGAUGAGCGAUCUCUCGAUCCAGCUCGUCUUGUCAGUGCCUACUUCCACUCUGCAACAACUCUCAACUUCAUGCGUGGGUCUAUUGCAUCCGGAAUCGCAGAUCUGCACCGUCCUCUCGACUGGGGACUUGGACACGUUCGUGAUCCAGAGCUACAGGCUAAAUACUCCUCCAUCGUCUCCUCCAUCACGGACUCCCUCCGCUUCAUGCGCACAGUUGGAGCAGACACGGCAGGCCAACUUCAAACCGUCGACCUCUUCACUUCUCAUGAAGGUCUCCUACUCGACUACGAGCAACGUCUAACUCGUCUCCUCAACAAUCCUACGAAAACCUCAUCACGUGCAAACUCUGUCUCAGACGACACCAAAUCCUACUACAACACUUCCGCACAUUUUCUCUGGGUCGGUGACCGUACAAGACAGAUAGAUGGCGCUCAUAUUGAAUACUUCCGUGGCAUUGCAAACCCUAUAGGUGUCAAGAUAGGUCCCACAACUUCCUCUUCCGACCUCCUUACCCUCCUCCGCACGCUCAACCCUGCUAUUGAAGUUGGCAAGAUCACACUCAUCACACGCUACGGCGCGUCCAAAGUUCGAUCCCUUCUUCCUACACACAUUAAGACAGUUGAAGGUAGCGAGUAUGCCCGCAGCGUGGUCUGGCAGUGCGAUCCCAUGCACGGCAACACAAGAUCCACUUCUACAGGCAUUAAGACACGACAAUUCGCUGAUAUCCUUUCGGAGCUUCAAGAGACUAUCGCAGUCCACAAAGAAGAAGGUAGCUAUCUUGGUGGAGUUCAUCUUGAGCUCACUGGCGAGGCCGUCACUGAGUGCACUGGCGGUAGCGAAGGCUUAAACGAGGACGACCUGUCUCUCAACUACACCAGUUUCUGCGACCCAAGAUUGAACGAGAAGCAAGCUCUUGAACUUGCAUUUCUGAUUGCAGGUCAUCAACGUGGGGAAGUGGCUCUGGCGUAG